AUGUCCCAAAUUUCGUUAGCAUUUUCCGGCCAUGAGGGAGAAUGGCAUCUAUUACACGAAAGCAUCGGAAUUUCGGCAAUGCACAUGCAACUCCUUAAAAACAACAAAGUUGUCAUGUUUGAUAGGACGGAUUUUGGCCGCUCUAACCUCUCUCUCACCGGUGGACGCUGCAGGUAUGACCCCAAUGACACUGAACUCAAGAUAGACUGCACGGCUCAUUCUAUUCUAUACGACGUGGGGACGAAUACUUUUUGUCCAUUAAUGGUACAAACCGACACCUGGUGCUCCUCAGGCGCAGUACUUCCCGAUGGAACCUUAGUCCAGACUGGGGGAUACAAUGAUGGAGAUCACGUCAUACGCACUUUAGCUCCGUGUAAUGGAUAUUAUUGUGAUUGGGUCGAGUUCCCCCAAGCUCUGUUGGAGCGUAGAUGGUACGCAACAGAUCAAAUACUCCCCGAUGGACGGAUAAUCAUCAUCGGUGGUCGAAAACAAUUUAACUAUGAAUUCUACCAUAGAAAUUCUCAGCCCUCUUCUUCUUCCCACAAUGUUGUUUGGCUUAAUUUUCUCAGAGAAACUAGAGAUUCAUCUGAAAACAAUUUAUAUCCAUUUGUACACCUAUUACCGGACGGAAAUUUAUUCAUUUUUGCUAACACAAGAUCCAUAGUGUUUGAUUACAAACAAAACCGGAAGAUCAAGGAAUUCCCUGCCAUCAAUGGUGGUGAACCGCGUAAUUAUCCCAGUUCAGGCUCCCUUGUUCUAUUUCCCCUUGACGAAAACCGUCCAAUCGAGCCUGAAAUUAUGAUUUGUGGUGGGGCGUCGCGCCAUGCAUUCCAGCUCGUUAAAAAGGGAACAUUUCAACGCGCUGCCUCGACCUGUGGCCGCCUGAAAAUUAUGGACGAAAAUCCCACCUGGAAAAUGGAAAACAUGCCGAUGCCACGGGUGAUGAGCGACAUGCUUCUUCUACCUAACGACGAUAUCAUUAUAAUAAACGGUGCGAGUUCAGGUACGGCAGGAUGGGAAUCAGCACGAAAUCCUGUAACUAGGCCACUGAUUUAUAAUCCCCACCAGGACGAAAGGAGGCGAUUCUCUGUCAUGUCGGCCUCGCCCCGACCGCGCCUCUACCAUUCGGCUGCCAUUUUAGUAAACGACGGUCGGGUUCUUGUCGGCGGAAGCAACCCUCAUAUAUAUUACAACUUCUCAGGCGUUGAGUACCCAACUGAUUUGAGCCUGGAAUCAUUUUCUCCCCCUUAUUUAUCACCUGUAUACGAUCGUUACAGACCGCGGAUUAUCGAAGCCGAAAAGGUUGUUAGCUACUUACAAUCAUUUACCUUAACAUUCACGGUGCCAAGAUUCAUGAAAACGAGUGUUGUGUCAGUUAGGUUAAUAUUGCCAUCAUUUACUACACAUUCAUUUUCGAUGAAUCAAAGAAUGGUUGUGCUCAAGGGAGUUCAGGUUUCCUGCGUGGCCACGAACACGUAUCGAGUGGCUGCAGUCGGGCCAUCAACGCGUGAGAUUGCACCGCCGGGAUAUUAUAUGUUGUUUGUUGUGCAUUCAGGUAUACCAAGUUCUGGCAUGUGGAUUAAGCUUCAGUAA
Molecule: messenger RNA, 1593 nt
Organism: Fraxinus pennsylvanica
Lineage: Eukaryota; Viridiplantae; Streptophyta; Magnoliopsida; Lamiales; Oleaceae
Source: the annotation of a GenBank genome assembly